AUGGAUCGAGCCGUCUCUGAUGUACUGCUCACCUAUAAUUUGAGCUAUGCAUUCACCUCAAGUACCAACGUCACAGGUCUCUUACUGCAAGAUCUUUUAUCAAAAGCAGUAGGUGGGACUGGCCAAUCUGACAUUGGGGCGGCAAACUUUGUCGACGGCGCCCUUCUUGGUAACGACGCCGAAUUCUGGUUCUAUGGUGGUCAACCAGAGUUGCAACUCGAACCCUUCCCGACCAAAAAUAGCAUCAUCGGAUAUGAAGCCUUCCAGUACGGGCACACAUCAAGCGAUUUUCAUUCUGGAUUUGUCCCAAGUCGAACUAUACCAGGCAAUUUUAGUCAGUUCGUCACAUUUGGUGGUGCAGCAAGAGCUCCAUCUGAGAAUCUGGCUUGGUACUUUUCCGGAGCGACCUCUGAGUCUGGCGGACUAAUUCCUAAAGUCUCCAACGACACUAACCGCCCAACAAAGAUAUCCAACCACCUCAUAACGCUCAACAUGACGGAUCAGCUUUUUGAGACAUGGAGUAAUCAGACUUUGCCACCUGAUGUCAAGGGUCGCGCGAGCCCCGAAGUAGUCUGGGUCCCUGUUGGUGUGCAAGGUAUACUCGUCGCUCUCGGGGGCGUUGUCUUCCCAGAAUAUGCCGGCAAGAAUCGCGUGUCCCAAAACCCAACAGCCAGUGAAUCACAAAGCCCGAAAUUUAUGCAAACUAUUGACAUUUACGACGUUGCCAGCAAAACGUGGUAUACACAAGCAACCACAGGGGGGCCUAGCACACGAGCCCGUGGGUGUGCUGUCGUGGCCACUGCAUCUGACAGCUCCAGCUUCAACAUCUAUUACUAUGGCGGGUAUGAUGGGAUUCAUGUUACAGAACCAUUUCACGAUGACGUCUGGGUUCUUUCACUUCCAUCUUUUACGUGGACUCAGAUCAACAAUGGCACGGAAUCUCACGCGCGGGCGGGACACAAAUGCUUUACUCCUUAUCCUGACCAACUCAUGAUAUUCGGUGGCUAUCCGCCGCUUACUGGGACAAUCGCAAAACCAAACUGUUUAGAGGUUGGGCCUGUUGUUAUAUUCAAUUUAACCAGCGGGGAAUGGAUGGAUUCCUAUGAUCCCACAAAGUACGGCGACUAUGGCGUCCCUGAGAAAGUCCAGGCUGUCAUUGGAGGCAAUGCGUCCGGUGGUGCAACUGCCACAAAGCCGGCUUCCCCUGGCUGGGCAACUGCAGCUCUUGGCAAAGUAUUUGCUACGCCUUACGACCAAAAAAAGAUCACACCAUACUGGCCUUAUCCGGCGGCUCAAACGACCACUUCUCCAGCAGAACCGACAACAAAGCCAACAUCUAAAUCUAAUGGAUUACCAUCAUGGGUAGGACCGGUUCUAGGCGUCAUCCUAGGUCUUAUUGCGCUCACCUGUGUUAUUGUCUUGUUCUGUCUUUGGAGACGGCGCAAGAGUCUUAAAAACCGGUCUAGCACGAAUACCAGUGAAGAAGCUGGCCUGAGAAUCCUCUCGUGGAUCCGAGGACAGCCUCAUUCUCACAAGGCUGCCACGGAGACAACGGAAGAAGUACCUACAAGCCCAGAGAUGCGAGAAUACCUACAUCCUAGUUACACCCCGUCGGCUUCAGCAUCAGUCCCUCCCCUGCAUCAUGAAAUGGACGAUACGCAGUUGGUGGAACUUCCUGAUAAUACCAGGGUUGAGCUUCAAGAUACGGGGUUAUCGCCAAUGGACGUUCGUGACCGUUAUUCUCAUUGGUUCCCAGGUGGCAGUACCAGCGACACCUUGCCAAGCCCUACUAGAAGCUCUCUCCAGAGCGCAUCUCAUAUCAUCUCACCGAUGAACAAAGAUCGAAACAGCGAUAUAUCACAUUUUGCUGGGUCUAGCGGUCUGCCUUCGCCUCCGUUACCUGAAGCCGACGAGAGCGACAGGAAGUCUCUAAUAGCGACCCCUGGGACAGCCAUCACUCCCUCGGGAGAGAAGCGGGACGAAUCAGCAAGGACAUCGGAGGGUCAUGAGUUUGUUGUUUCGCCUCCAACUGCGGAAGAAAACCCAGGAGACGACUAUUUAACAGCCAAGAAGCCUUCGUCUUCAGGCAGCCCAACUACCAGAAAAAGCGUGUUCCAGGAGCACAAUGAUGAUUGAUGACACGAAUUGAAUAGCAAGACGGUCCGGCAUCGGCGUUUGAAUGGGUGGGCAAUUUUUAUCGUUGUUUUUUUUUUAUAUAGUUUUUGUUCAAAGAGACGACUGUUAUGUGUCUGAGUUUGCAAAGAUCUUUAAUAUGAUUGUAUACCCGCCCGUUUUCAGGGAAAUAUAUAUAAUGCAGCUA
This is a messenger RNA of Trichoderma atroviride IMI 206040, 2320 nucleotides long. The record is from RefSeq and is a predicted model, not a curated record. NCBI's taxonomy places the organism in Eukaryota, Fungi, Ascomycota, Sordariomycetes, Hypocreales, Hypocreaceae.